GAACAAUUGCUUCUUCAUAGAAAAGGAAGAAAUGGAGGGCAAAGUUCUUCAAUUCCUCAAUUCAAACCCACUUCCUUCAACCAUCCCCGUCUUCAAAAACCUUUCUUCAACAAUAACAACAAUAGUACAGACUCCGGUUAUCGUACCUUGUCGGAGAAGAUCUCUCACACUAAAUUCCACCAACACCACAGGAGGCAACGAUGACCCUCCACAGCCAGCUCCAUCAAUCAUAACACCACCAGAAACUGUUGAGAUAAGGUUCAAAAGAGGCUCAAGAAAGAGGAACAGAAACAGAAAGCAGAGUGCAGAACCGGUGAAGGCACAGGCUGCUCCUGAUUCUCCAAAGAAGUGGGAGGACAUGAGCCUUUCAGAGAAGGCACUUGAGAUUUACAUUGGAGAGAAGGGAAUGCUGUUUUGGCUCAACAAAUUUGCUUAUGCUUCCAUUUUCAUUGUAAUCGGAGGUUGGAUACUCUUCAGGUUUGUGGGACCUUCUCUCAAUCUUUACCAGUUGGAUACUCCUCCUCUAUCCCCUACCAACAUGUUCAAGGGCUCGUGAAGUUCCAGUAAUCCCUCUGAGCUUUAGUUAUGAAAUGGAUGAUGAAUGCUGUUUUCCCUCUCUGAAGUUUUUGUUUCUAAAGAUUCUGUAACUGAAUCUAAACUAGCAUUAAACUAAUAAAGCAUUUCUCUAUUCAUUUUA
Messenger RNA from Hevea brasiliensis (rubber tree), 697 nucleotides. RefSeq lists its product as uncharacterized. The record is from RefSeq and is a predicted model, not a curated record. The transcript has a single exon. NCBI's taxonomy places the organism in Eukaryota, Viridiplantae, Streptophyta, Magnoliopsida, Malpighiales, Euphorbiaceae. The coding region runs from base 32 to 556 and encodes 174 amino acids. Gene Ontology annotation, cellular component: chloroplast.